Eruca vesicaria subsp. sativa (arugula) is the source of this 428-nucleotide messenger RNA. The record is from the annotation of a GenBank genome assembly. NCBI's taxonomy places the organism in Eukaryota, Viridiplantae, Streptophyta, Magnoliopsida, Brassicales, Brassicaceae.
GUUUUAUAGUAAAAAGACAUGAGAGGUUCAAGAACAGCAUCUUCAGACAUGAGUGCUUGGUGUUCUGCUGUUGUGUUGUUGUCAUUAAUACUUUUGUUAUCUGUUCGUGAGAACAACGCUUCUAGCUCGAUCAGAGGGUCUCAAUUCUCAGAGAAACCUUGUGAGGAGAUUUACGUUGUAGGAGAAGGUGAAACGCUUCAUACCAUCGGUGACAAAUGUGGCGACCCGUUUAUUGUUGAGCGAAACCCGCAUAUCCAUGACCCGGAUGAUGUCUUCCCGGGUCUUGUUCUAAGGAUAGCACCUUUUUACUUCUCAAGAAAAGUGUAAGAUACAAAGAGUUAUUUUUGUUUUCCUAUAAAUUUUGUUUGAAGCAUACUUUUUCUUUUGUAAUUAGUAUGUAUUUAUGUAUAUACUAAAAGAAUUCUGAA